AUGGAGAUGGGUUCCAACUCGGGUCCGGGUCUAGGUCCGGGUCAGGCAGAGUCGGGUGGUUCCUCCAAUGAGUCAUCCUCUUUCAGUGGAGGGCUCAUGUUUGGUCAGAAGAUCUACUUCGAGGACGCUGGAGGUGGAUCCGGGUCUUCUUCCUCCGGCGGGUCAAACAGAAAGAUCCGUGGAGGCGGGUCGGGUCAGUCCAGUCAGAUACCAAGGUGCCAAGUGGAAGGUUGUGGAAUGGAUCUAACCAAUGCAAAAGGUUACUACUCGAGGCACAGAGUUUGUGGAAUCCACUCUAAAACACCUAAAGUCAUUGUCGCUGGUAUCGAACAGAGGUUUUGUCAACAGUGCAGCAGGUUUCACCAGCUUCCGGAAUUUGACCUAGAGAAAAGGAGUUGCCGUAGGAGACUUGCUGGCCAUAAUGAGCGACGUAGGAAGCCACAACCUGCGUCACUCUCUGUCUUGUCUUCUCGUUACGGCAGGAUCGCACCUUCUCUCUUCGGAAACGCUGAUAGUGCAAUGAGUGGAAGCUUUCUUGGGAGCCAAGAGAUGGGAUGGUCAAGUGCAAGAACGUUGGAUACAAGAGUGAUGAGACGGCCGUCGUUGUCAACGCCGUCGUGGCAGAUCAAUCCGAUGAAUGUGUUUAGUCAUGGAUCAGUUGGUGGAGGAGGAGGAGGAGGAGGGACAAGCUUCUCAUCAUCUCCAGAGAUUAUGGACACUAAACUAGAGAGCUACAAGGGUUUGGGCGGCGACUCAAACUGUGCUCUCUCUCUUCUGUCAAAUCCACAUCAGCCACAAGACAACAACAACAACAACAGCAACAACACGUGGCGUACUUCAUCAGGUUUUGGUCCGAUGACGGUUACAAUGGCUCAGCCACCACCAGCACCUCAGUAUCUAAACCCGCCUUGGGUGUUCAAGGACGAUGAUAACAACAGCUGUCCGAAUGAUAUGUCUCCUGUUUUGAAUUUGGGUGGUCGGUUCACCGAGCAAGAUAACUGCCAGAUAAGCGGUGGUACGACGACGUUGGGUGAGUUCGAGUUAUCUGAUCACCAUCACCAGAGUAGGAGGCAGUACAUGGAAGCUGAGAACGCAAGGGCUUAUGAUUCUUCUUCUCACCAUACCAACUGCUCCUCCACUGAAUCUCUCCUGAUCCCGUUGCUCCGUCUCUCGCUUCUUCGAAUUCCAAAAGAACCGUUAGAAGAAUCCAUCAUGGAUCCAGCUGAAAUGAGGUACUUGGAAGAAGAGGAUGGUCCUCUGAUGAAGACAAUGAAAGGAAGUGUCACUGGUUUCGGCGCUGGGAUGAUUUACGGAACCAUUAUAGCGACAUGGAAAGACGUUCCGAGAGUUGAGAGAAAUGUGGCUCUCCCUGGACUCAUCAGAACACUCAAGGUGAUGGGAACACAUGGCCUCACUUUCGCUGCCAUUGGAGGCGUUUACAUCGGUGUUGAACAGCUGGUUCAGAGUUACAGAGGCAAGAGAGAUUUCUUCAAUGGCGCUAUUGGUGGUUUUGUCGCUGGCGCUUCUGUGCUUGGCUAUAGAGCAAGGAGCAUUCCUACGGCGAUAUCUGCAGGAGCAGCUCUGGCUGUAACCUCUGCGUUGAUUGACUCUGGAGGACAGACCACAAGAGUAGACAAUGGCAGAGAGUACUAUCCUUACACCGUCGAGAAAAGAGCUGGAGCUGGAGCUGAUUCCUGA
Molecule: messenger RNA, 1698 nt
Organism: Microthlaspi erraticum
Lineage: Eukaryota; Viridiplantae; Streptophyta; Magnoliopsida; Brassicales; Brassicaceae
Source: the annotation of a GenBank genome assembly